Messenger RNA from Alternaria arborescens, 2877 nucleotides. RefSeq lists its product as hypothetical. The record is from RefSeq and is a predicted model, not a curated record. The coding region runs from base 1 to 2877 and encodes 958 amino acids. The transcript has a single exon. Lineage: Eukaryota; Fungi; Ascomycota; Dothideomycetes; Pleosporales; Pleosporaceae.
AUGUCGACCGACGACACGCUGCCAUGGACGACUUCCAGGUGCAAUCGCCUGUUGCGACCGCUUUCUUCCAAACUCACGAAGCUGCGCAAAGAGCUUGAGCGACCACGCACCGCAAGCGCCGAGACACGCAACGUAUCCUCUGCUUUUGCGAUCAAAGGCUCGCCCCAAAAGACAACCAACUUCACCCGACCAGCAAACAAGCCACGAGGCUUCGAGAAGGCUAGAGAUCCGGACUGGAGACCUGGCGCGAGGCCAGGCACAGGCAAGAAGACAACAUACGGAGGCCGAGGUCGUGGAAGGGUGCCGGAUCUGCAGAAGAGUGGCUCCCACAAUGGCAAUGCCAAUACUUCGCGACCAGGCGAGAUCGCCUUCACGCCUCUGAUCUCAAGGAUGGGGGGGCAGCUGCAUAGUAGCCCACAAAUGCCAAUCUCGCCAUUGCGCAGGUACUCAAAGGUCAAGGGCCCUCUUCUGGCUCCCUUAAAAUCGCCUGCGACACAUGUGUCGGACGAGAUCCGCAAACUUGUACAAGGACUAUCCGAAGCCUACGCAAACAUUCUACAAUCAACUACAACGGGUGGUGAAGCCAGGUGGAAGGGCACAAGGUCGCUCAUGGGCGCUUGUUUGAGGAAGCUGCCAGCAUACAUUGAGCUUGAGGAGCACUUUGCGAAGCUAGACCGGCUCGAGGAAGACGGUGAAGAGGAAGAUCGGGACAUCGUGAACGAGAUAUACGAACAUCUGGAAACGCGAUUCGAACAAGAGCAUGGUCAAGGCUGGCGUCCUUUCAAGUGCGUUGUCCGAGCGCAUGCCACGACAUUAAUAUGCGACGCCAUCAUGGAUAAGGUGUUCGGCCUAGACAAUGUGUUGGUCCUUGUAACGCAUUGUUUGAACUCUUCUUCGUGGGAUGAAGCUGAGAGGUUAUUAUUAGCCUAUGCUCCUCUUGUUGACUCCGUACCAAUACCCAUCAACACACGAGCAGACCUAUUCGAUCCUCAAAGAUCAUCCUAUCUUCAUUCAGUGGGGAACUUUGUUCGCCACACAGGACGUUAUCGCUUGCUCUAUGAUCUCCUAGAUCAUAUGGUUGCCCUCGAACUUCUGCCUCUCGAGUGGCUUGCGACCGACUCUGUGCGCCCGGUAUGGGAUCGACUUGUUCGAACGAUAACCGAGAACGAUCAUCGGACGCUCCGGAGUGCUCACCAGUUCUUCGAGACGGUUACAAUCGCAAGCAUGGGGCUACCGGACGCGCGGCUGUUAGAAGAUGAAGUGUCUGGCUUCAUAUCACGGCGAUUCGUACCAUCGUCUCGAAAGGAGCUUCGACAGGCGCUUGAAACUACCUUCUCAAGUCUGCUCACGGUGCUGUGUAGUAUUGCCUUGGCCAACAUCAAUCGUGACGACCUUGCAGGCCAAGAAAUCACCCAGCGAAUUGUGUGGGUGCUAGAUACGGUUGUCAUCACAAUAUCUACCCGUGGAAAUAUUCAGGAUGAGCUUAGGCUCCUCGGCGCAGACGUAGAUGAUGUCCAGAUUAUGGCGCAGCGAGCUAUCUGGAUACACUUCGCGUCGUUUUUAAUACAUCUGGAAGGUUGUGUGUGCUCAAAAAUAUCACCGCUCGAUUGCUCCACAUCCAUCGAAUUGGUCGACUGGAUAGCGGACCAGUAUUCGUCGAGCAACAUCAACCUUGCGUUGACAUUUGCAACUCUCCCAUCUUUAUUCUCUUCCAUCGCACGCGGCACAGGGCGCAUCUGGAAGGACGAUGGCUUUGACCAGCUACAACGACUCGUCACAGCACUGAUGACUACCUCUGCUCGCAGACUACCUCAUAAACUAUGGACGCUGAAGCGACUAGCAUUAGAAUCGGCUAGGGAAUUUGCCCAAGGCACUGGUGACGGCGAGCAUAUGACCUACGUAUGUAAUAUCGAGAAAACAAUGCAGACACGAGGUCGCCUUGUCAUCAUGCACUCUCCACAGAAGAACGAAUCACCCACUACUAGUGGUGGCUUCAGGUGGGAGGAGGGUAUUGGCGAGUGGGUUACUUGCACACCAUUUGUCGAGCAGAACAUAAGCUACUCAGCAAGAAAGCCAAUCCGAACGUUGGAACUUUUACCAACUCCCAUGCAGUCGGAAGAUGAUACGACAGAAGCUCCUGAUGUUGAAGAUCAUCUUCCAGGUGGCACACCGGACACACCAAUAUACGAGAUGACGUCCUUGGAAUAUUACGGCGACCAAGUCCUACAGUCAUCGCCUAUUAAGAAGAGACCACGGACUUCCGCAUCUUCGCUUGGAAAACGCAUUCGCGCACCAUCACCAAAGGUCGUCAUACCUAUGAAACGGACAAAUGUAACACCCCCGGAUACCCCGCCUUUCAGGUACUACUCUAAACUCCCUAAUGAGGAGCAAGAUAGUCCGAGACGAUCUCGGCGCCCGCGAAAGGAGUUAAAGGCACUGCCUCCUCGAAGAUGUUCAGAACGUUUUCGACCCUCACUCCAAAGCGGAUUACAUGAUUUGAAGAGACCCAUUUACGUUGAACCGGCGCUUGAGGUCAGUCAUAGCGACGCUGAGGUCCAGAGCAUCUCGCAGGACGAUUCGGACUACUCACUAGUGUCAGUGGAGGAGGUUCACCCUAAGAUUUUCCAAACUAAAGCUCUCCCAUCACAACGCGCUUGUACACGUGGCUCCCACCCCAUCACUUCUACUGUUAACAACGACGAUAAUACAUCCGAACGCGAUGAGCUUGGUAGAUCGCCAGCUCACCCUCGCUCUCGAAUGCGGAAGCGAACGAGCGCCCGCCAGGGUAUUCAACCACGCAGGCAGAUGUGUAAGGCAGGCCAAGGCAUGAUGGCUGAUGUCAACGACGACAGUGAAGACGAGUUGAGUUUCUGUUAG